Fomitiporia mediterranea MF3/22 is the source of this 2074-nucleotide messenger RNA. Its product is annotated as GTP binding protein. The record is from RefSeq and is a predicted model, not a curated record. Gene Ontology annotation, molecular function: GTPase activity; GTP binding. Lineage: Eukaryota; Fungi; Basidiomycota; Agaricomycetes; Hymenochaetales; Hymenochaetaceae. The transcript has 11 exons. Bases 141 to 788 code for a protein of 215 amino acids.
UCCUUCUCAAUACCUCCGAGUUACAGCACACUUCUCCGUCUCCUUCUAGUUGUGGCUUAGCUUGCUGAACCCUCUACUUGCUUAACUAUACCGUGCAGAUAAAUAAGCAGUAACGCAGGAGAAACGUCAGGUCGGAGAAGAUGGCUACCCCGCAGACCCCCGCGUCAGCGGACUUCUCGUCUUCCCCUCUAAAACGUACCAAGAUUGUCCUUCUCGGCGACCAGUCAGUAGGAAAGACCUCUCUCAUCACUCGAUUCAUGUACGACACCUUCGACAACACGUACCAAGCGACUAUCGGGAUUGACUUCUUGAGCAAAACGAUGUACCUCGAGGACAGGACUGUGAGGUUGCAGUUAUGGGAUACAGCGGGUCAGGAACGAUUUAGGUCUCUCAUACCGUCGUACAUCCGGGAUUCGUCAGUUGCUAUCGUAGUUUUCGACAUCACAAACCGCCAAUCGUUCCUGUCUACAAGGAAAUGGAUAGACGAAGUCCGCUCAGAGCGAGGGAACGACGUAAUCAUCGUCUUAGUAGGCAACAAAGCUGACCUCUCGGAUAAACGAGAAGUUACCCUGGAGCAGGCACAAGAACUAGCAGACGAGUUAAAAAUCAUGUUCAUGGAAACAUCCGCAAAAGCAGGCCAUAACGUAAAGAGUCUAUUCCGAAAGAUCGCUUUGGCAUUACCGGGGAUGGAGAAGGAAUCUGCAGCUACGGAUGCAGAGAAUAACAAGGUCGACGUAACCAAGCCAAACGAGAACGAAAUCCCAGAAGCGUCGAAUUGCCAAUGCUAAAAGACAUGCUUCCAUAUCCAUAUGGUAUGAUAUGGUUGGUAUUCAUUACAUGCCAGUUGUUGCUUUCCUGUUUACCUUUUACCUGUUUAUAAUACACUUUCCUUCCUAUUGUUGUAUGUUUCGGAUACCUGUUUUACAAGAUAUAUAUAUUUGCAUUUGCACAUCGUUCCGCUGCUGCGAUACCUCCCCUUAUCCACGAUUCAUUGUGUUACCUGCUCCACGAGGGUUCGCAUCUGUGAACUGCGCCCAUCUCUCGUCUUCGCGUCUCUUCUCUUCAGCCUUGUCCUCGCCCGAACGUGUGCCGUCCAUCUCGGCGUCGAGAGCAAGUUGUUCUUUCGUUGUCGGAGCAGCGGCAGAUUGCGGACCUCCACCAGUAAUAAUAUUCCCUCUUCGACGCUCUUCUUCGAGGUAUUCGUCGAUACUCAUUGUUGGAAGACGGUGGUCCGGUCGGAAUACCUCGCUUUGGAGACGUGCUCGCUCGCUCGCACCAGUAGGGAGGAUAGUGAAGGGGCGAAGAGGUUUUCCGCUGACAUUCAAAAGAGGGCCUUGUCUAUUGAGUAAUGACCCUGACGGAGCAUGAAGUCUCCAAUCAUCUUCCUCGGUACGUCGCUCUGAUUGUUGUUGGCGAAGUUCCUCUCGAGGUGCUUUCGCAAGUAGUUCGAGCUCUUGGUCGAUACUCUCCCAAUGUGCCGAAGCUUGGGCCCAUUGAAGUCGGAGAAGGAGUAAGAUCGCCUCUCGAACUGCGUCUUCAUUAUCUUCGUCCUCGCUAUUUGUAGUUGGUAAAACGGACUCUACGAGGUCAUAUGUGUUGGACGGGUCAACUUCUGGCAGUCUUCGACUGGCUCUCAAGGCAGCUAUUUUGUUCUUGAGGUCCCUCUCUUUCUUAAACUGGGCAAUCUUGGUCUCCCGUCGUUUCGCUGGAUCCGUAAUGUUCGAACUCUUGCGUCCAUAUAGUUUCUUUUCCUCUUCUGGAAUUACACUGUACGAGUCGAGCAGCGAAACGAAUGACCUGAGAUGUGCUUGGGCCCUCCGUAGUCGAACACGCCUAUCAUCCGGGUUCGUGGACCUUGCACCUGCUUCUAACUCCGCAAGGACAAACGGCACAGUCAUAUAAGCCAGAUCUUUCGUCGAGACUUCCUCGAGGGUCUCAUUCGUGCUGAAUAGAGACAAAGAGCCGAUGCGAGACGAGAGUAUGUGGAGAUCCGCAAGUGCAGAUUCUACGAGUUUCUGAGUAUCAUCCUCGAUUGUUGAUAGAGAAGAGGCUUUUGAAGCUGCCUUGAGUGCGC